AUGGCGACUUCAGACAACGACUGCGGAUCCCCGGCUUUCAGGCCGCGAAAGUCGCAUACGAAGUCGAGGAAUGGGUGUCUUGCUUGUAAGAAGCAACGACGGAAGUGUGACGAGCUCCACCCGCGAUGUUCCCGUUGUUCGAAACGCAACACGACUUGUCGAUACGCCAUGCAGCUCGACCAACAAGAUCCUUCCACAAGAGAUCGAUGCUCCGUUAGCCCAGUACUAGCUGCGCGACGACCAGGUUGGCCAAAGGCAUCUACGAUCUUGGCAGCUGGCCUUCCUCCUUGCCUGAGCGUGUCCAGCAACGGCAUGAGCAUAGCGGAUACGCUCGCGGCGACUGAGCUCGACUUACUGGCUCGCUACCUCACGCAUACCAGUCAUGUCAUCCCUGUCGACAAUGUAGAUGUCUUUGCUCUGCAGGUUGGGAUUCCGAACCUAGCCUUUUGCAGUCCACCUCUGAUGGACUCUGUCCUCGCCCUUGCAGCUGUUUGCCGAGGCCACGAGAUACUCAACGCAUCGAGUCGAACUCAGCGAGAGCGCCAACAGCUUGAAGAUUUGCUGAUUCUAUCGAAUCAUCGCUACGAGUCUUCAUUACACCAGAUGCAGGAUCUGAGUUCUGAUGCAAGCCAAUACAACAAUGUCCUCGCCAACGCCACCAUCAUGGUGCUCUAUGGACUCGCCAACCACUAUCUCCGGAUACGUCUUGCUGUGUCUGACGAUCGGCUUUCGAACGACUUCCCGCCUGCACCACUCCAAUGGACCUCCUUGAUACGGGCAGCUCACUUGGCAUACACGGGCCUACUGCACUGCAGUUGGGGAGAAGAUUCUGGUCUUGACUCGCUCGACGAUUCGCUUCUGUCCUUGGACUCUCCAGACGAUAUUUCUACCAACGCAGGACAUUUUGAGCAAUCUUCAUCACCUGAAUGUAGCACUGGUGUAUGGAGGAGGCACUUGACACAACCCAUCAUCGCUGCUACGUCGCCCUUAGCCGUACAACAACUGGCGAGUAGACUAAACGCGGCAUCGUCCGUUCUCUACGAUUUCAGAGACGUCGAAGAGGCAACUUCGACCUUGGCUUGUUGCUCCGAAGCAUUCGCAGUGCUCUGCGAUAUCUUCAACGCAGUCACUGCGGCCUCAGAAGAUUCUCCUAUCAACAAGAUCAUGCUCACUGACCCACCGCAAAAGAGCCGCCUCUCCGCAGUGUCACCCUGGCUACGAAAAUACGUUGCUCAAGUCACAUCAGCAAUCCCGCAGAAACAGCUUCGACGAGUGAUCAUGUCGUUUCUGAACCGAGUGCCCGUGGACUUUCUGGAGCUUGUUCAGGAGUUGCUCGACAACAGUGUAGAUCCAAGUGCCUGCCCGGAAGCGUCGCAGAUCGCACUGGAUAUCUUCGCUCACUGGCUUGUCCUUGUGACGUUGCUUGAUGAUGUAUGGUGGAUCGGCGGUAUUGGAGAGUGGGAGCUGGAGCGGACUGUGAGGACUUUCAAAGUAUUCGAGUUGGGGACGGAUGUCGAGACUGAGUGGUGGCCCGAGAAGAUGAUGGUGAUUAGGAAGGAACUUCUGUGA
This is a messenger RNA of Zasmidium cellare ATCC 36951, 1569 nucleotides long. RefSeq lists its product as uncharacterized. The coding region runs from base 1 to 1569 and encodes 522 amino acids. Gene Ontology annotation, biological process: regulation of transcription by RNA polymerase II. Gene Ontology annotation, molecular function: zinc ion binding; DNA-binding transcription factor activity, RNA polymerase II-specific. Lineage: Eukaryota; Fungi; Ascomycota; Dothideomycetes; Mycosphaerellales; Mycosphaerellaceae. The transcript is spliced from 2 exons. The record is from RefSeq and is a predicted model, not a curated record.